This is a messenger RNA of Cuscuta epithymum, 3758 nucleotides long. Lineage: Eukaryota; Viridiplantae; Streptophyta; Magnoliopsida; Solanales; Convolvulaceae. The record is from the annotation of a GenBank genome assembly.
GAACAGCGCACCUUCUCUCACAGAACACAGUAGCAGCGUAUAAACACUGGCGCCUCGAUUUUUGAGCUAAGCUUUUAACUCUCCUCUCCCUCCCCACCCCUUUCUCUUUUUACCCACUAUCACCAUUCCCACCUUCCCCCUCAACCCACCUUGGGUUUUUUCCAGUAUAUAUUCUGGAAAAGAAGUCUUUCUCAGUGGAUUUCGUCUCUUCUCUCUUCUAAUUCUGCUAGCCUAGCCUACUUGUACUUAUAUAUAUGUGUGUAGAACUAGCAAGGAGAGAAUAGAGGAAAUUGUCAAUCUUUUUUGUUUCUUUGUAACUUCUACUAAAGCUUCAUCCUUUGCCAUCAAAUGUCAAAAGUGAAUAUUAACUCCGGGUUUCCAAAGUUGGCUCCUUCUCGAUAAAUUUCUCGAGCUCAACUGGUUUGGUAAUUCUUAGCGAGACAAAGAAGUAUUUUUUCUGUUUUUCAAGAAACUCCAGUGACGUCUAUGUGUGUGGGAGUUUGUAGUUAAACAGAGAGGAGGUAAAAAAAACGGUGAAACAUUUUAGCAUUUUGCGGUGGCAUGAGUGAUGUGUUUUCCCCCCUUGGUCACGAGUUGUUUACAGCUGCUUUUAUGAAGGGUGGUUUUAUCUUGUGAAAGAAAACAGUCAUUUUUGUCAUCAUAUGGAUGGAGAGAGACAAUUUGGUUGCAAUGCUUUACUUAAGCAGUUUUGGCUGUACCCUCAGUUGUAAGGUAAGCGUGAAGUGUGUUUUUGAGCCUUCUCAAUAAAAUAAAGACCCAAAGAGAAUCUUCUGGUUCAAUCAAGAUCUCCUCUUUAAUCUGUCUGAGGCUACAAGAAAGUAGAAAAGACAGAACCCAGAAAAAGAUAAGUUCUUGAGAGAGGGUUCAGAGAAUCUUGGUUUCUUUGUGUUCAACAAACAAAACCAGUUGCAGAGAAUAUCUUUCUGGUCUAACUCUUUGAAGAAAGGCUUGAAAAAAAAAAGAACAAACAAUGGCUUUGGUAGCAGCUCAACAGCAUCACAGGGAGAGUAGCAGUGGGAGCAUUGACAAACACAUUGAUUCCGGCAAGUAUGUCCGGUACACGGCGGAGCAGGUGGAGGCUCUCGAAAGGGUUUAUGCUGAAUGUCCGAAACCUAGUUCUCUCCGCCGGCAGCAGUUGAUCCGGGAAUGCCCCAUUCUGGCUAACAUUGAGCCUAGACAGAUCAAAGUCUGGUUUCAGAACCGCAGGUGUAGAGAAAAGCAAAGAAAAGAGGCUUCUGGCCUCCAGGCUGUGAACAGAAAGCUAAGUGCAAUGAACAAACUGUUGAUGGAAGAAAACGACCGGUUACAGAAACAAGUUUCACAGCUUGUUUGUGAGAAUGGCUUUAUGCGCCAACAAUUGCAUACUGUACCGACACCUACAGAUGCAAGUAGUGAAUCAGCAGUGACAACCUCCCAGCAUUCGCGAAAAGAUGCUACCAAUCCUGCAGGACUUCUCUCAAUUGCUGAAGAAACCUUGGCUGAGUUCCUCUCAAAGGCUAAAGGAACAGCUGUUGAUUGGGUGCAGAUGCCUGGGAUGAAGCCUGGUCCGGAUUCGGUUGGGAUCUUUGCCAUCUCACCUAGGUGCAGUGGAGUGGCAGCACGAGCAUGUGGUCUUGUUAGUUUAGAGCCUUCCAAGAUUGCUGAGAUCCUGAAGGAUCGUUCAUGUUGGUUUCGUGACUGUCGCAGUGUUGAAGUUUUUACUAUGAUUCCAGCUGGAAAUGGAGGGACAAUUGAGCUUCUAUACACUCAGAUAUAUGCUCCAACAACAUUGGCUGCAGCCCGUGACUUUUGGACUCUAAGAUACACAACCACCUUGGAGAAUGGUAGUCUUGUGAUUUGCGAAAGAUCGCUUUCGGGUACGGGGGCGGGCCCUAAUGCCACCUCAGCUUCUCAGUUUGUCAGAGCUGAAAUUCUUCCUUCUGGAUACCUUAUUUGCCCAUGUGAUGGUGGUGGAUCAAUUAUACACAUUGUUGACCACCUUAAUCUUGAGGCGUGGAGUGUGCCAGAAGUAUUACGCCCCCUUUAUGAAUCCUCAAAAGUUGUUGCACAGAAGAUGACUGUUGCAGCACUACGGUAUAUCAGGCAAAUCGCUCAAGAAACCAGUGGUGAGGUGGUAUACAGCCCGGGAAGGCAACCCGCUGUACUCCGAACAUUUAGCCAGAAAUUAAGCAGAGGCUUCAAUGAUGCUAUCAAUGGAUUCAAUGAUGAUGGUUGGACUGUAUUGAGCUGUGAUGUUUCUGAAGAUGUUACUAUUGCCAUUAAUUCAACAAAGACUGUGGGGUCUGCUUCGAUUACACAUCAAACGCUUGGUGGCAUUUUAUGUGCAAAGGCAUCUAUGCUACUCCAGAAUGUUCCUCCUGCUGUGCUUGUUCGUUUCUUGAGGGAACAUCGGUCGGAGUGGGCGGACUUCAACGUUGAUGCCUAUUUUGCUGCUGCUUUAAAAUCUAACUCUUAUUCAUAUCAAGGAGUCAGGCCUGCGAGGUUUACUGGAAAUCAGAUUAUCAUGCCACUUGGUCAAACUAUUGAACAUGAAGAGAUGCUCGAAGUGAUCAGGCUUGAAGGACAUCCCCUUGACAAUGAAGAUAUUUUUUUGUCAAGAGACAUGUCAAGAGACAUUCACCUUUUGCAGAUGUGCACUGGAAUUGAUGAGAAUGCAGUGGGUGCGUGCUCAGAACUUGUUUUUGCCCCAAUUGAUGAAAUGUUCCCUGAUGAUGCUAUCUUAAUACCUUCUGGCUUUCGCAUCAUUCCUUUGGAAUCAAAAUCAAAUGAUGUGCAGGACACACUGAUGGCGCAAAGGACACUGGAUUUAACUUCAAGUCUUGAAGUUGGCCUGCCAACAAGUCAUUCUUCUGUUAGCAAUGUCUCCCCUUCCUGUUACGCGCGUUCUGUCUUGACCAUUGCUUUCCAGUUCCCAUUUGAGAACAAUCUACAGAACAACAUUGCUAUUACAGCUAGACAAUAUGUUCGAAGUGUGAUCUCAUCCGUUCAAAGGGUUGCGAUGGCAAUAUCACCAACAGCGUCUGGUCCUUGUGUUGGUCCAAAGUUGUCCCCUAGCAGCUGUCCAGAUGCUCUUCCAUUGGCUCAGUGGAUCUGCCAGAGCUAUAGUUACCACACUGGAACAGAACUGUUUGGUUAUGGUUCUGUGGGUGGUGAAUCAGUGCUUAAAAAUCUCUGGAACCAUCAUGAUGCUAUUUUAUGCUGCUCUAUAAAGUCUGCGCCGGGCUUCAUCUUUGCUAACAAGGCUGGACUGGACAUGUUGGAGACGACAUUACUGGGGUUGCAAGAAAUUGCAUUGGAUAACAUUUUUGAUGAACGCGGGCGUAAAGUGUUCUUUACCGAGCUCUCAAAAAUCAUGCAGCAGGGAUAUGCAUACCUGCCUGGUGGAGUUUGCAUGUCAGCAAUGGGUCGCCAUGUGUCGUACGAACAGGCGAUUGCAUGGAAAGUGCUCUUGGCGGAUGAAAACACUGUCCACUGCUUGGCGUUCUCUUUUAUGAAUUGGUCUUUUGUAUAAGGGUGUCCCCGUCCCUUUUGAACGGGUCGGGCAUCGGGUUAUUAGAACAGUGAAUAUCAGCUUUGACUAGGAGGUUUUGUAAUGUCAAAUAGUAAUCCCAGACAAGGUCUUGUUAGGAGGAUGGUUGUUGUAUGCAUCAGGUAAUUUUUUUGUUCUUUCCAUUGUAAAUCCUGACAGUGGCCUUUGCAGUUGAAUGAGUUGAUGGUUUAGAGAGUUAAUUUAGCCA